AUGAAGAGGACGUUGCUUUCACUUUUAAUAUGCUUGUUGCCGUCUCUUGCUGCCAAUGAGUUUCCAGCAAAGAAUUUAUCCAAUGGCACAAGUGUUGCUGUAAUCGAUAAGGCUCGCAAGCUGCAGAGUAUUCAUGUCAUUGGAAGUAAUCCCCCACCAUGGCGCGUACCUCUUGCCCGUUGUGUUGGGGAUUGUGACUCAGACAAUGAUUGCGCCAAGGGGUUGGUGUGUUUCCAGAAGGAUCGCUUCACGGCGGUCCCAGGAUGUAGCGGAGGCGAGACGGAUAGCAGUUAUUCCGACUAUUGUGUCCGAGAAAGUGACAUUUUAUCAAGAGUCUACGUUCCACAGGUCCCUGCGACCGAAGAAAAUAAUGCCGAUGUACCAAGAGAUGGCACGAAGGCAUUCCCGAAGAUUCAAAAAAUUGGCAACAACAUUUUUGAUCAUCUUGGAUCAGACAAAUACCCCCUUGGUCUGUGUUCUGGAGACUGUGAUAGUAAUAGUGACUGUCGUGGGUCUCUUGUUUGCUUUGAGAGGGGUCGGAAUCAACCAGUGUUUGGCUGUUCUGGGGGAUCAAGAGAUUCCAGCCAGCAAGACUAUUGCAUCAGCAAGGACAGUGUUCUAGCUCCUAGCGACAGACCAGCGCUGCCAUAUACAUCCAGAAACUUUCGCUUAAAGCUGUACUGGGAACAAUCCUAUAGGUGGCAAGAAGAGACGCGAGAAAGAAAGUGGUGCAUGGUGUACAACUACCGAUCCCAAAGUUGCUGGCAUGGACUGAGGAGGCAGAGGUGUGCUCAGGACUCAAUUUAUAUCACCAAGUGCAAAGACAAGGAGAUACGGCAACAAUUUGCUUUUGAUUAUUUGGAUGGAGGAGAUGAAAUCUUGAUUCGCCUCGGAAGUGGGCAUAACAGGUGUUUUCAACGCCGUGACAACAGCAUUGUGCUACGCCGAUGCGACGCAAGCUCAUCCUUACAGAGAUGGUACGCACCCAAUGGUGACUUUCAAGGGUAUCGCUUUGAAAUCAGCCAACAAAACUACAAUAAGCAAUGCGUAACAACUGCGCAUCAUCCAAAGGAAGGGGAGGUUGUGGAAUUGCAUUCGUGCAAGCAAAGCCGGGAUCGGGAUCAUCAAAGCUCCUAUUGGAAUAUCCACUAA
This is a messenger RNA of Seminavis robusta, 1152 nucleotides long. NCBI's taxonomy places the organism in Eukaryota, Bacillariophyta, Bacillariophyceae, Naviculales, Naviculaceae. The record is from the annotation of a GenBank genome assembly.